Messenger RNA from Parastagonospora nodorum SN15, 438 nucleotides. RefSeq lists its product as hypothetical. Lineage: Eukaryota; Fungi; Ascomycota; Dothideomycetes; Pleosporales; Phaeosphaeriaceae. The record is from RefSeq and is a predicted model, not a curated record. Bases 1 to 438 code for a protein of 145 amino acids. The transcript has 3 exons.
AUGUGGACUGUUGCCUCGCCCUUCCGCUUCUUCGACAACCUCUCCAACUCAACCACAAACUUCCACAUCACAAUCAACAAACUCUCUUCCAAUUCAACCUCACCAUCAAGAAUGUCUCGAAUCGGUCCCUUCGAAGGCAAUGUCAUGGAGGCCAACUUCAAGAGCACCAUCAUCGACCAAGCCAAGCUCCUCUACGGCAGGACCUACCCCCAGGGUCACACUUGGAGCGUCAUCCCGGAAGAGUACAUCGAGAGGGUCGAGAACUCUGGCAAGGUCAUCUGGGGCUGCACCGUCUACAUCAUCGUCUACCCGACGCCAGGCAGCCUUCGAGACCGCGUCAUCGUCUGCAAAAAGGUCACCGAGGAUGGCCCGCUCAACACCCUCAAGGCCCUCCAGCUGGAGCUCCAGGAGAAGAUAGGUGAGAAUGAAUGGCAGUAG